AUGAAUCAAUUUGGACCACCAACAACUGUAGGAACUCCUCCACUUUCAGCUCAUCCUCGACAUGCACCGCCACCACCACCUCCUCAAGCUUAUUAUCAUCCUCAUCCUCUUCCUUAUUCUCACCAUCCUCAUCAUAUGGCUACUACGACUCCUCCUCCUCCUCCACCACCACCUCCGCCUCCUCCUCCUAUGCCUGUCCCUAUCAUGUCUCCAGCAACUACUCCCAAUCUUACCAAUGUCAUGGAUCAAGAAUAUUGUGACUUUUUAUAUCAUGUUGGAUUCAUUCAAGGACGUCUUGCUGACACCAUAGUAAAUGUUCCUGGACUUGAAAAGACUUAUUCACUUCAUGCCCUUGUAUUAGCGCGAUCACCUACUUUGCAUCGAUUAUUAAAGGAUCAACAACAUAUGGACAAUAAGAAUAAAAAACAAGUAUACAAUUUAGUAUUGAAUGGUAUACCUAGAUCUGUAUCAGAAGAGGCUUUGAAUGCGACACUUGGUCAUCUUUAUCGACCUAUGACCCAUCAAGAUGUUAUGUACUUAUUUGCCCGUCCACGCGUUCUUUUGUCUAUUUUGGAUAUUGCCGACUAUUUGGAUCUUCAAUCCUUGACGUCGAUGAUUUAUGAAGCUUUGAGUCAUGAAUGGAAUUUUGAAACCAUCUUAUUUUGGUUACCUUAUCUGUCUGCCGUCGAUCAAUCAACAACAACAGAAGCAGGGUCGGAACGAUUGGCAUCCAUGGAAUUCGGUAUUCAUUAUUUGACACAUACAUUACCUCAUCAAUUGGAAGCAUUUUAUAAUGAUAACUUUAUGGAUUUGGCUCAUGUCUAUGCACAUCUACCUCUUGGAUUAUUGGAACGAUGUAUUGAACAUGAAGGUUUGGGUGUACGUGAUCCUAUGCAACGAUUUGAAUUUGCAAAACAAGUCAUGGCUCUUCGAAAACAAUGGAUGGAAAUAGAUGAUGGUAUUUCUGUUGCUUUACGUUUUAAUCAAGGUGAAGUUGCUGUCAAGGUCAUUCACCCCUGA
Molecule: messenger RNA, 1020 nt
Organism: Halteromyces radiatus
Lineage: Eukaryota; Fungi; Mucoromycota; Mucoromycetes; Mucorales; Cunninghamellaceae
Exons: 2
Coding region: 1-1020 (339 amino acids)
Source: RefSeq, a predicted model, not a curated record